CUGCUUUCUUCCAUUUCCAUCGCCCCUAUCUCUAACCGCCGCGCUUUCUCACUCUUAAAACCCUACAAAGAAAGGAAGCUAAGCCUACUUCACUCCUCUCUCUCUCUAAACCCUUAUCCUCUCUCUCUCUCUCUCCUCUCUCUCUCUUCACCGUUCGAACGGAUAUAGGGAGAAAUAGAAAUAUGGCAAUGAAUCCAUCCAUUUCUCUCACCACCGCUCCUUGCUCCCCCGGCCUCCGCAACCACUUCAUCCCCACCUUCGCAUCUCCUCGCCCGCUCUCCGCCGGGCGUCGGCGCCGCCGCAGAAUCUCCACCGCCGCCCGCGCUUCCUCCUCCUCCGCCUCCUCAGUCGUCACCUCGGCCCCUGCCGUCAAGCCCGAUGCUUUUGGAGAGAGGAGGGAGCUCACAGGCGUCCAGUCCCUGGUCGAGGCAAUGCCGUCGCCCGUCCGCAUCGCCGGCUCGGUCGUGGUUGUUGCCGCCGCCGCCGCCGCCGGGUAUGGGCUCGGGUCCAGGCUCGUCAGGUCCCCCAACGCCGCCCUGGGCGGGGCAGUGCUGGUCGGGGCUGCCGGCAUGGGGGCUGCCUACGCCCUGAAUAGCUGUGUGCCUGAGGUUGCCGCCGCCGGUUUGCGCAAUUACGUGGUGGGCUGUGACGAUCCUUGGGCUAUCAAGAAGGAGGAGAUUGACGCCAUAGCUAACAAAUAUGGUAUUAGCAAGCAGAAUGACGAGUUCAAUGCGGAGCUUUGUGAUAUUUAUUCCCGGUUCGUCUCUUCUGUUCUUCCUCCUGGAAAUGAAGACCUCAGAGGUGAUGAAGUUGAUACCAUCAUUAAAUUCAAAAAAACAUUGGGCAUUGAUGACCCAGAUGCAGCGGCCAUGCACAUGGAGAUUGGUAGGCGCCUUUUCAGGCAAAGACUUGAAACUGGGGAUCGUGAAGCUGAUAUGGAACAACGUCGGGCAUUUCAGAAGCUAGUAUAUGUCUCGAAUCUUGUAUUUGGAGAAGCAUCUGGUUUCUUGUUACCUUGGAAACGCGUGUUCAAGAUCACUGAUGCUCAGGUAGAGAUUGCUGUCCGGGAAAAUGCUAAAAGGUUGUAUGCUGUCAAGCUUGGUCCGAUCUCCCAAGAUAUCGAUGUGAAUGAGCUGAUCAGGCUUAGAGAAGCCCAACUUCAUUAUCAACUUUCUGAUGAGCUUGCUGAAGAUAUGUUCAGGGAGCAUACAAGAAGGAUCGUUGAGCAAAAUUUAUCAGUAGCCAUCAGUGGAUUAAAGUCCAGAAAUAGUGAAGUGAAACGUGCAAUUGAGGAGCUUGAUAAGAUAUUAGCUUUCAAUAAUAUGCUAAUCUCACUUAAGAGCCAUCCUGAUGCCAGUCGCUUUGCUUGUGGUGUUGGGCCUGUAUCUUUAAUAGGUGGGGAGUAUGAUGGUGAUAAAAUGAUACAUGACUUGAAAUUUCUUUACAGAACGUAUUUGACAGAUGCUUUAUCAGGAGGUCGCUUGGAAGAAAACAAGCUUGCUGCACUAAAUCAACUUAGGAAUAUAUUUGGUCUAGGGAAACGAGAAGCCGAGACAAUUUCGCUGGAAGUUACUACACAGGCGUAUCGUAGAUGUCUUCAGCAGGCUGUCUCUAGCGGUGAUCUAAAGAAUGCAGAUAGUAAAGCAGCCUAUCUUCAAAAUCUAUGUGAAGAGCUGCACUUUGAUCCGGAGAAGGCCAUCGAAAUGCAUGAAGAAAUUUACCGGAGGAAGCUUGGGAAGUUGGUAGCUGCUCAAGGUGAACUCAGUGAUGACGAUGUGGAGACCUUGGAACAGAUACAAAUAAUGUUCUGCAUUCGAAAGGAAACUGUUGAAAAAGCUCAUUCAGAUAUCUGUGGCAGAUUGUUUGAUAAGCUUGUCAGGGGAGCAGUUUCUGCAGGCGAAAGUGGAUAUGACGCGGAGACUAGAAAGGCCAUCAGAAAGGCUGCCUUUGGUUUGCGCUUAACCAGGGACAUGGCAAUGACUAUUGCUAGUAAAGCAGUUCGCAUGAUGUUCAUGAACUUCGUCGAAAGUGCUAAGGAAGCCAAGGACCGAGACGCUGCAGCCAGGGAACUGAAGAAGAUGAUAGUUUUCAACAGGUUAGUUGUCACCCCACUAAUCGCCGACAUCAAAGGCAAGGACUCUCUCGAUAAUACCCCUCCACCGGAAGACCUCAAACCCGAACAUACUCUUGAUAUUGAUGAGGAAUGGAAAUCCCUGGAAUCAAUCAGCAAAGUGCUCCAGAACAGGAAUGCCCAAACCUUUGGACUUCCAAUCCAAAAGGAGAUAAACCUCAGGGACGACCUUCCGGAAAGGGAAAGAGCCAAUGUUUACAAGUCCUACCUGCAAUACUGUCUUAUAGGUGCAGUUACCAAAACGAAUGUUGGCCAGAGGAUAACAGAGGUGGAUGAUACCGAGUACAUCAGUUUAAACCAGUUAGGUGAUAUACUCGGUUUGACCGACAACGAAAUUGUCAAGGCACACAUUAGUUUAGCCGAGCAGAGUUUCAGGCAGCAGGCUGAGUUCUUGUUAGCCGAUGGCCAAUUGACCAAAAAAAGGAUGGAGCAAUUGGACGAGCUGCAGAAGGAUUCGGGACUGCCGCUCCAGUAUGCGCAGAAGGUCAUUAAGGGCAUAACGAGUACGAAACUGUCGAUGGCUCUCGAGACAGCUGUCAGCCAUGGGAAGCUCAGUGUAAAAGAAAUUAGGGAUUUGAAAGAAAAUGGGAUUGAUGCAGACACCGUGAUGACCGAGAGUUUACGGGAGAGUAUAUUCAAGAAGACGAUGGAUAAAAUUUUCUCGUCCGGCACUGGGGAGUUCGACGAGGAAGAGGUGUAUGAGAAAAUCCCGAAAGAUCUCAACAUUGAUGCCGACAAGGCCAAGGGAACUGUUAAAGAGCUAGCUCGGACUAAGAUGCCAAACUUGCUCGUUCAGGCGGUGGCACUUCUUAGGCAGAAAAACCAUGCAGGGGUGGUUAAUUCCGUCAAUAACAUGUUAGCCUGUGACAAGGCUGUACCCUCGACUCCACUAUCAUGGCAGGCCCAAGGGGAACUUAAUCACCUGUUUGCCGUGUACCUGAAAAGUGAUGCAACUUCCGAAAAAGUGGACAGAGUAAAGUACCUAUUGAACAUCAGUGACUCGGUAGUGGAAGCUGCGCGAAACAUGGUGAUAGAUGAAAAAGUGCCAAAAAAAGACGAGGAAGAAUUUGUGUUUUGAAUCCAAACUCCGAAAAAUCCUUUACCCGAUAUAUCCAAACCAUCAGUGUGUAUCGAUUUUGUUUCGUGUUAACUAGCAUUGUCGAGUAUGUUAAGCAGGAUAAAUUCUUGAAUGAAAUUCUUGUAUUCAGUAGAUUAUGUGCUAAAGAGACUAGCUGGAUUUUUACAAGGGAAUUUAAUUCAAUUGAUGUUGUAGCAAGUUUAGAGAUGGUUUUUUUUAUCUUUAGUGUAAGGUGCAUAUGUGUUGCAAUAUUUUUCUCACAGAAUGUCAUGUAAUAAAAGAUGUUUUGGUCAUUAUGAAUUGUGAUAUCUCACAUGUGCAUGUAUGUGAAGGAAACUGCAGAAAAAUGUUGGAUUCCAAGAGUGAAGUAUCAAGGGCAUAUAUUAUGUAUCCAAAAGGCUUUUAGUGCCUUCACAUUUUAUCAAGAAAUUUUUAAAUUGCAAGACUUCUCCAU
Messenger RNA from Striga asiatica, 3663 nucleotides. NCBI's taxonomy places the organism in Eukaryota, Viridiplantae, Streptophyta, Magnoliopsida, Lamiales, Orobanchaceae. The record is from the annotation of a GenBank genome assembly.